AUGCUGGGCAUGGACCAGGGGACCAGUGGCAUGGCAAUUGCCUCUUUCAUGAGUGGCACCAACACCGAGUCCUGCCAUACUGUUUCCUUCACCUGGGACCCUUUCCACCGGUGUGCACGUGAUAUGAAGCUGUCAAUGAACAUGAAAGCUCUGUGCCACAUUGACCAGAGAAGCCGUGUCAAAACCAACUUGCAGCGUGCUCAGUUGGCAUCCUCAUUUUUGUGGUCCAUAAACUAUAAGCCUUAUGGAAGUGCUGGGUUUUCUCAGAAUAAGCUCGAACUGCUUGAAGGGUUCCUGUCCCUGGAAGAUGAGGAGACAACAAUCUUCCAGGCGUAUUCGGAGCUGAUUGGCCUGGACAUGGGCAUCACCAUUCGCUCUCAUGAUGACUUGGCUCAUGUCUUUCAGAGCUUGGUGGAUCGGCUGAAGUCAACUCACAACAAGUUGGGCUUGGCACGAACAAUAUCACUGGCCCAGGGCUGGCUUGGUGACAAACAGUUCAAAGAUUUGAUUCUCGUCUUGUCGACGACCAAUUUUUCAAAGAUUGGUUCCUAUCUGGAGAUGUCACUUCAACACGUGGAGCAGGAUUCAACUUGCAACAUGGACUCCUUUGUUGAGGAGCUAUUCUUCUACGUUUUGAGUCUUCUUGACAAAAGGGCCAGCAGUUUGAGCAAAAUGAACUUGCCACCAGACGUCUAUUCUGGCUUGCUUUCAGACAAUGAAGAUGUUGCCCAGCCGUCACUGGAUCUCUUGCUUUCUGAUUGGAAAAGUCUGGUCAUUAUCGAGCAAACCCAAUGUAACCAGACACUGGCUGGUGACCUGAGAGUGUCAGUUCCUCCAGUGAUGCGCUUGGUUUUUCAACUGAGUGAACGAGGCGAUCAUGUCAGGGCCAAAAAGCUCCUCAGAUCGCUUGUCCAUGUGCUUCCGGACACCAAACUGAUUGAGGAUAUCCAUGGGCGGGUUAGAAAUGACGCCCGGAUGAACAUCAACAAAAAACAAAGCAACUUCCAGAUCCAACAAGUGAUCAAUGGCAGUGCUGCACUGGAGUCUCGGGGUGUAAACCAUCCUGCUGCCCUUAGCAAGGAUGUGUUCAGACGCCAGUGGAAAAGGACAAAUGGCAAAGGCAAGGCGAAAGCUUGCUUCAUCCCGAGAUCCUCCAAGCUCCCGAAGGUCUACAGCCAGCUGCUUGGUUCGAAGAGGUGGGGCACAGUCAGCGAGGAGUCCCUCCACAGGUCUGCUGCUGCUUGGCAGCUGGUGCGGCACUUUGCCAAAAACCAGUUGGGGAGGAGACAGAUCAAACUCUCUGAUGCUCGGCUAUCUUUGGUCUUGCGACCUGGAAUGGUUUUCCGCCCGCGUCUGAACCUCACUGCUGGUGGCGAAGGUGACGGCAAUCACUCAAUCUUGCUUUGUGUUGCAAACUUGGAUUGGGCAGUUCUGGCUUGGCCGUUGGUUGCUCGUCAUGAUGGAAAAUUGCAGCUUGAUGUCAACGGACAGCUGGAGUGGCAUUUUGUGUUCCGAUUGGAUCAGUGGGAAGCUGGUGUUGCCGAGCCACUACUUGAUUCGGAGCAAAUUGUCAUAAAAGAGACUGACUUUCAACCUGUGGCAAUGUGCUGUCUUGGCUGCUACUCGUCAGACCUUGUCUUCCGUGAGCUGGUGACGCUGGCUACAUUCUUUGAAAUCAAGAAACCAACGUCAAUGUCAAGAAACGACCUGCUCCGUACAAUUGCACUUAGUGCAUCUGAUGGCCAUGCAGACUUUGCUGAGUCAGUGGUUGCCAACGAAAAAAAGAGGCAGAAGCGAAAGCAAGACAUUGAGGAGCAGGGCGCGCAAGAUGAGGAGUUUGCUGAAAUUUUGCUUGAAAACAUGGACAAGGAGGAUGCCGUAGAAUUCCAGAAGGACAUGAAGAUCGGCAACAUGAACAAGAUGGCUCGCAAAAAGAAAUGGCAGCAAAUGAGGCAAGAUGGCAUCGACGCAAUUCAGAAGAAAAAAAAGGCGAAAAAGCUCAGAGCAGAGACCAAGUUCAACAGAGGAAGAGGUAGAGGCAGAAAAGGCAAAGGGAAAGGCAAAGGUGGCAGAGGCCAUGGAAAGGGCCGAGGGAAAGCCAAACAGAAAGGCGAAGUCAUUGAUGAAGAACCACCAUCAGUUCGAAGGAGGUUGAGUUUUUCCACUGUGGAUGCAGAGCAGGAGCAGCACACUGUAGAAGUCCCAGUCGUUGACCCAGUGGAACUUGAUACCUCCACAGCUGCAGACAACAUGGAAAAUCUAUUUGGUGACACAGGAGAGGCGACAGAGCGCCCAGAUUCUGUGGGACCGACAGUGGCGGCAGGAGAUGAUGACAACGCUCCUCCCGCUGCUGAGAUGGAACCACCGGGGUCUUCAUGCGGCGGUGCCGCUUCCAGCACUGAGAUGGAGACCCAUUUUCAAGUCCCUGGUGAUGUUUCAGACUCUGUCAUCGAAUCCUUGAAGUCGGAUGUUGAAUCGUUGCCGCCCAAGAAGAGCUACGGCAAGAAGCAGAAAGCUGAGGCUAAAGCUGAGCCUGAAAAGGAAGGAAAAAAAAGUCCAAAAAAAAGAAGGACAAAACGUUUAAGAAGAAAAAGAAAAAACACUCAAGUGAGUGAAUGA
Molecule: messenger RNA, 2619 nt
Organism: Cladocopium goreaui
Lineage: Eukaryota; Dinophyceae; Suessiales; Symbiodiniaceae
Source: the annotation of a GenBank genome assembly